CAAUUUGAAAUAGUUAUUCUAAUUAAUAAGAUCAUCUCACCUAUCCUUUAAAAAUGUCGCCUUCACCCAAUUCCAAUUUGGAUUUGAAAAACGAAUUUGAUGUAGUGUGUCCGACUUGCGGAGAAAAGGUUUACAAUGCCGAGAAAGUGAUUUUCAUGAAGCGUUUGUGGCAUAGAAAUUGCCUGCGUUGUUACAAAUGCAAUAAAGUCCUCGAGGCAGUGAAGGCUUACGUAGAUGAAGGCAAACCCUACUGCCCAAAGCCUUGCUAUUACAAUCGAGUGUUAACUAAAGGAUAUUGUCGGCCAUCUUAUUCAUGAAUUCCUUCAUUUCCAGUUCAUCCAAGCAAUAAAUACGAAAUUUAAAAUGUUUCUGUUGCUAGUCGUACUCAAUAGUUAUUCUCUAAAUUAAAUAAUCAUGUGAAAUAAUAAGCCUCAUUUCACUGCAAACCUUUUGAUGGUUCGUAAUUACCCAUUUUAGCAUUUUG
Molecule: messenger RNA, 484 nt
Organism: Parasteatoda tepidariorum (common house spider)
Lineage: Eukaryota; Metazoa; Arthropoda; Arachnida; Araneae; Theridiidae
Product: cysteine-rich protein 1
Source: RefSeq, a predicted model, not a curated record